Tripterygium wilfordii is the source of this 1505-nucleotide messenger RNA. RefSeq names its product nudix hydrolase 9. The record is from RefSeq and is a predicted model, not a curated record. Lineage: Eukaryota; Viridiplantae; Streptophyta; Magnoliopsida; Celastrales; Celastraceae. The transcript is spliced from 9 exons. Gene Ontology annotation, molecular function: GDP-mannose hydrolase activity. The coding region runs from base 134 to 1054 and encodes 306 amino acids.
UAGGGAAAGAAAAAGUUGCCAAAAGCCAAGAGGAAAAGUAAAAACUAAGAAGUAGCAUCCCUUAUAGGAAUUUUGGGACGAAUAUCUAUACACAUUGAGUUUGAUCGGACAUUCUUCCUCAAGAGCCACUUCAAUGGAGAAGGCACAGCUCAUUGCGCGUUCUCAGACUGAUGAAUCCUUUCCUCCCUAUAAGCCCCUGUUCUCUUGUCCCCGUGGCCUUUCGCAUUCAGAGGUAUCGGUGUGUUUCGAUCCGAGAUACGAUAGGAUUCCGCAUCCCGAUAUUAACCUAGAAAAGUCAAUUUCUGAGAUAUGGGAUAAGAGGUUAGCAAAAAAUGCCUCAUUAUUCAACGGAACAAAGUUCAGGUAUGGAGGUUGUACGCUGCUUGAUGGCGGUGAAUCCAACCAGGAAACUCGUGUAUGCUUGUUCCUUGGAUUGACAGAUUAUAGGACUUUUGUUGGUACAAACUUAAAUCCUCUGUGGGAAAAGUUCCUCGCUCCAUCAGAAGAUGACAUUCAGUGUUGUCAACACACAUCUAGUCCGCUGGGUAAUGGAGCAGUUGUGGAGACAUCUGACAAGAAGAUAGUUGUGUUAAAAAGGAGUAAUAAUGUUGGGGAAUUUCCUGGGCACUUCGUUUUCCCAGGAGGUCAUCCAGAACCCGAAGAAGUUGGAAUAACUUCUCAUAGGAGCAGUGAGGACCUGAGAAACUCUGAAAUUAUUAACAAGCUUAUCUCUCAAGAGAUGUUUGACAGCAUUGUCCGUGAGGUGAUUGAAGAAAUUGGAGCUCCCGCUGAAUCUCUUAGCAGUCCUCUGUUUAUUGGUAUAUCCCGCAGGGAGUUGAAUGUUAGACCGGCUGCUUUCUUCUUCAUAAAAUGCAAUCUCGAGUCCUCUGAAAUCCAGAAAUUGUAUUCUAAUGCACAAGAUCAGUUUGAGUCAACCCAACUUCAUACAGUUUCAGUGACUGAUUUAGAGAAUAUGGCAUCUAAAAUGCCUGGCUGCCAUCAAGGUGGAUUUGCCCUCUAUAAGUUGAUGGUAGAAGCUUUGAGGAAUAUCUGAUGGUAGAACCUUUGAGGAGUAUCUGAUGGAAGUUCAUAACUGCUGGUCCACUGAAGUUGUCAGCCCUUAGUGUCUCAGAAAUUUUGGUAUUUUACUUUGCAAUUCAGAGCAAAACUUGAAGCCUACUGUUUGAUUCUUUACAUGACAUAUUGUUAGAUAUACGUAGAGACAUGAUUAUGCAAGAUGGUCUUAUCUUUGCAAAAGGAUGGCAGGUUCACUUGGUGACAUCAUUUUCUUUUGAUGAUGUGGAACCCUGAUGCGGGGCCAAUGUGUCCCAUAACAUUUAACCUUUAUUGGUUAAUAAUUCUUAGUAAUAUUCUUGCAUACAAUACUUGUAACAUAAACAUAAUAUAAGUCUUAUGUACUCAUGAUUGUAGUGGCACCUCAUAACAUCUUCAUUUGCUAAUUACAUGUGUGCAUGCAAGUAAGUACUCUUGUGUGUGUGUUUUUG